GAAAGUAGUUGAAAUAAAAACCAAAAAUGGUAGUGAAUUAUUUAACUCCCACCAGCCAUAAUAGUUGAAAUUUUGUAGUUUCAACUUACAGCAUGAUGAAAUUGUGGGGUCCAUUAUUCACUUUGUCACGUUUCACCUUCUUUCUUCACAGUUUCUUCUAUUAAGACUUUUAAUAACAAUCCAAACUUGUCUCAUGUUUUGAAGUUUUUAUUUUUAGCUUCAAAAAAUGGUUUCAUUCAUCAGAAAUGUGAACCUCUUUUUCUUUGCCAGCUAAGAUUUUUUUUGCACUCAAUUGUUUCAAACUUCAAACCUGGUAUGUUUGUUUUUUGUUAGUUAAAAUUCUGUUAAGGUAGUUAUUGUUUUUUUUUUCUGUUGUGUUUGUUGUAAAUUUUGUGUCUUUAAUCAAAAGGGUUUAUGAAUCUACCCUUUUUUCUUAGAAUUAUGUUUCAGGAAUUCAAUUAUUUGAGGUUGUAGUUUGAAAGUUGAUAGUUGAAACCCUUGUUCUUAAUUUAACUGUUUUUUUGUUUAAUCAAUUGGGGAAUUUUUUUUUUUUUGUUUUUGUUUUUAUGAUAUUUUCACAAACUAUAAUAUUCAUAUAUUUUCCUAAGUCUUCACUACAUUUAUGUUUUUGUAAUGUUGUAUAUUUGGUAUAGAAACAAUUUACAAAGGUUUGUUUGUUUUGAAGAAGUUUAUGAUGCGAGUGUUUUAAUGUGAAAUAGUUAUUACAAAGCUGGAGUAUCCUGAUUUUUAGUGUCUGCUUUAUGUGCAUCGACACGAAUAAGGUAAUUCGCUUUGUUCUACAUAAGGUAGAGAGAUGGAUAGGAUUCAAGAGAGAGAUGAAAGUAACAGAAGUCGGCAUUCAUCGUCUUCGGUUGUAGCUCUAGCAAUCAAGGGUAACAAGAAAAGCAAAUAUGUGGUACAGUGGGCACUCAACAAGUUUGUUCCUGAGGGAAUGAUUGUCUUCAAGCUGAUACAUGUUCAUGCUGGUAUAGUAGGAGUUCCCACACCAAUGGGAAAUCUUCUCCCAAUUUCACAAGUGCGAGAUGAUGUAGCGGCUGCUUACAGACAGGAAGUGGAGUGGCAGACAAAUCAAAUGCUUCUACCUUUUAAGAAAAUGUGUGAGCAGAGAAAGGUGCAUGUAGAUGUUGUAGUGAUUGAAUCGGAUGAUGUAGCAUCUGCAGUAGCGGAGGAAAUAACUAAGGAUGGUAUAACCAAAUUGGUUGUUGGAGCUUCAUCUGGUGGCUUAUUUAAAAGUAAACAUAAGGAGAUGUCUGCAAAAAUCUCAGUUUGCACUCCAAGAUUUUGUACAGUUUAUGCUGUUUCUAAAGGAAAAUUGUCCAUACGGCCAUCGGACAUGCAGAUUGAUGAAAGCAUUACAGAUGACGCAAGUGAAAUCAGUUUUUCCUCCAGCAGUUCAUCAAACUACACUUCUACCACUCAGACAGAUUCUGGCUCGGUUGCAUCAUAUGCUGCUUUACAUUCAUCUUCCUUGGCAACACAGCGAUUUCAAGCUCUUUCAAGUAUGAAUCAGAACCUUCUAAACACAACUCCUAGUUUGAAUGAAACUAAUCAUUCUAGAGGCCAGUCCAUUGAUCUUGGACGAGGAAAUGUUGCUACAAGUUCUGCUAGAAACUCAGAUUUUGACCGUGGUCUGAGUCGAGCCUCUAGUUUCAGAAGCAUUGUUUCAGAUACUGAUACUUGGAUUUAUGAUCAAAAAUCUUUAAAGGAUGCGCCACUAGCUUCUAAACUUGCAUCACCUAAUAGACAGGAAAAUUUUAACCUUGAGCUGGAAAAGUUGAGAAUUGAACUAAGACAUGUCCAAGGAAUGCAUGCAGUAGCUCAAACUGAGAACAUCGAUGCAUCACGAAAGCUAAGUGAACUAAGCAAGAGGAGAUCAGGAGAAUCCAUGAAAAUGAAGGAGAUCAUUGCUAAGGAGGAAGUGGCUCAAGAAUUAGCAAGACAAGAAAUAGAGAAAUAUGAAGCUGCCGCAAGAGAAGCUGCAUAUUUGAAAGAAUGUGCUGAAAGAGAAGCUUCAGAAAGAAAAGAAACAGAAUUAAAAGCUAUCCGUGCUGCCAAAGAGAAAGAAAAGCUAGAGGAUGCUCUGAGUGGUUCCACACCUCAGUACCAAAAAUUUAUGUGGGAUGAAAUAGUUUCAGCUACUUCAUCUUUCUCUGAAGAUCUGAGAAUUGGAAUGGGUGCAUAUGGAAUGGUGUAUAAGUGCACUUUGCAUCACACAACUGUUGCUGUUAAAGUUCUCCACUCUGCCGGAAUCAGCCAAAGCAAGCAAUUCCAGCAAGAGUUAGAGAUAUUGAGCAGAAUUCGUCAUCCAAACUUGCUUCUUCUUCUUGGUGCAUGUCCUGAUCAUGGAUGCCUUGUGUACGAAUACAUGGAAAAUGGUAGCUUGGAGGAUAGACUAUUUCAGAAAAACAGUACCAUCCCAAUCCCAUGGUUUGAUAGGUUUCGAAUAGCUUGGGAAAUUGCAUCAGCUCUUUCCUUUCUUCACAGCUCAAAGCCACAACCUAUCAUCCAUCGUGACUUGAAACCUGCAAACAUCUUGCUCGGUGGUAACCUUGUCAGCAAGAUUGGUGAUAUUGGUCUUUCUACGAUUCUCACUUCAGACGAUUUAUCUACCAUGUAUAAAGACACGGCGCCUGUUGGAACACUCAGCUACAUCGAUCCUGAGUAUCAAAGGAGUGGUUUAAUAUCUACGAAAUCUGAUGUUUAUGCUUUCGGAUUAGUGAUGUUACAGUUGUUGACAGCAAAACCAGCAACAGCAAUUACUCAUGUGGUUGAAACAGCAAUUGAGGACGGCAACUUAACAGAUAUAUUAGAUACAAAGGCAGGAUCAUGGCCAUUUCAAGAGACAUUAGACUUAGCUAGAUUAGCUUUGAGUUGUGCGGAGCUUCGGCGUAGAGACCGACCUGAUUUGUUAGAUCAUGUGCUUCCUACAUUGGAGAAGUUAAAAGAAGUUGCCGAUAGGGCUCAUUAUUCCGCUUCAAUGGUUACUAUUAAACCCAAAGCUCCAAACCAUUUUAUCUGCCCUAUACUCCAGGAUGUGAUGGACGAUCCUUGUGUUGCCGCAGAUGGAUAUACAUACGAUCAAAAAGCAAUUGAAAAAUGGCUUAAAGAGAAUGAAAAAUCACCAAUGACAAACAUGGCUUUACCUCAUAAGAUUCUAAUUCCUAAUUACACACUUCUAUCAGCAAUUUUGGAAUGGAAAUCUAAAGAAAUAUGAUACUACAUUAUCUUUUUUUCAAUGUUGAUAUUGUUGAGUUAAAUAGUUAGUUUGUCUAAUGUAGCUUGGCUUAAAAUUCAGUGUGUAGGUUGCAGAUUUUGGUUAGGGAAAUUGAAUUUUCAUUGUAGAUAAAUUUGAUUCUAUUGUCUUAUUUUGUAUGUAAUAUGUAUUACAGUUUGUAUAUUAAUUGAUUAAUCAAAUUCAAACUAACAUUUUUUUGAUA
This is a messenger RNA of Trifolium pratense (red clover), 3458 nucleotides long. Its product is annotated as U-box domain-containing protein 35. Gene Ontology annotation, biological process: protein phosphorylation; protein ubiquitination. Gene Ontology annotation, molecular function: ubiquitin-protein transferase activity; ATP binding; protein kinase activity. Bases 815 to 3235 code for a protein of 806 amino acids. The record is from RefSeq and is a predicted model, not a curated record. The transcript is spliced from 10 exons. Lineage: Eukaryota; Viridiplantae; Streptophyta; Magnoliopsida; Fabales; Fabaceae.